Messenger RNA from Zymoseptoria tritici IPO323, 561 nucleotides. RefSeq lists its product as uncharacterized. Lineage: Eukaryota; Fungi; Ascomycota; Dothideomycetes; Mycosphaerellales; Mycosphaerellaceae. The record is from RefSeq and is a predicted model, not a curated record. The transcript has 3 exons. The coding region runs from base 1 to 561 and encodes 186 amino acids.
AUGGCUUCGCUGGGAUUUACCAGAGUCGCAAUGCUUACGGACCAUCGUCAAUGCCCAUCAGAUCUGAGCAAGUCCGCCUUGGAGUCGAUGCGACAUGCAUGGAGAGGCACAAAUGAACUCCAGGGCUCGAUCGACUUUCUGAAUGCGGCAAUGCGAGACACUUCCGAUGACAAGAGGGCAAGAUGCGAUGCCUCGUUGCCGAGAAUGCUCUAUCUCACCGUCUCACUGAGUCCGAUCGAGACUGUGCGGUGCCCCGAAGUCGCCGCAGCCAACAAACGAGUCUUCCGAACAUUCAAGCGCAAGGCGAAACAGGAAUUGGACGACCGCCGGCAUCACAUUCAUACGUGGACGACCAUGUGUUCCAGCAAAGUCAGAGGCUAUGUGCAGACCGGAAGCUUUCUUACCGGAAUGGCGGCAGGCGGCAAUGUCACACCGUUGAUUUACGGUAAUCGUCUGCUCGAACAUCUUGCCGAUGCUGAAGCGCGGGCGUGGCUUUCACCCCCAAGGUCAGGGGAUUACACUGUCCUAGCGACGGUUCUUCUGUCGACCUGUGCCGGCUGA